AUGAGUAACAUUACUAUUAACACAAUUAAUAAUUACGGUAUAAUUUCUAUUCAUAAAAAUGCUUCUUAUCAACAAGACAAUUUAGAUACUAAAACCCAACGCCUUAUACCUCAAAAACUUUCUGGUUUCCAAAGCUCAGAGAGUGUGUCUAAAUCUGCUACACAACCACAAACACCUUGUAAUCCUGCUAAUUCUUUUCUUGAACCUUAUUCAAAGUCAUGCUCUUCUCCUGCUGAUAAUUUGAAGAAAGUCAAAACCGAAUCAACAAUUCUUAAUCCUUCUGUCAUUUCAUUUUUAUCUAAACACCACAAACAAUCUUCUCUAUCAACCACAAAACUAAGAAGACAAACAGUUGAUGAUACUAUCAUCAAACAGAAAAGUCCAGGUAAAACUAAUCCAUCUACUACGUUCACCCCAUUGUCUCUUAAUCUUUUUCAAGGCCCUUUUGAAAUUGUUGGAUUAUCAAAAUAUGAAACAGUUCUUAAGCAAUGGAUUCCUUCUAUUCAAAUGAAAUUGAUAUAUGAUAGUUCACAACAAUUCUUUGAUUCAAGAGGUUUUAAUGAAAAAGUAUGUGGAAGAAAAAAUUUAUUAAUAAUUGUUGUAAGUGGUAAAUCAAUAUUUGGUUCAUGGCACUCAAAACAAAUUCCUAAAGAAAAGAAGGAUGGAUUUGUAUAUGUUAAAAAUGAUGAAAAUCAUUUUGUAUUCACACUUAGAAAUAUUUACAAUAUUAAUCCUACUAAAUUUCUUCCUAGAGAAGUUAACAAAUAUAGUAAAAGUUUAUGUCUUUCUGGAAGUAAAAGUUCAACCUGUAUUGUAGGAUGUUAUUCAUGUUAUUUUGUAGAAACAUUAGAUAAUGAAUCAACAGUUGAUUGGUCAUUUUCCAGUACAUAUCGAGAUACUAGUGGGAAAGGACAUUUAAUAUUUACCGGGAAACAAGCAUUUACUACUGAUCGUUUACUUGCAUUUUCUGUUUAA
Entamoeba nuttalli P19 is the source of this 975-nucleotide messenger RNA. RefSeq lists its product as hypothetical. NCBI's taxonomy places the organism in Eukaryota, Evosea, Mastigamoebida, Endamoebidae. The record is from RefSeq and is a predicted model, not a curated record. The coding region runs from base 1 to 975 and encodes 324 amino acids. The transcript has a single exon.